GCGCGCGCCCGCAGUGCGUGGGGACAAUGGCAGGGAUGGCGCUUCGGGCUAGCGCGCUGUUGCCAUGGUAAACAAACACUCGCCUCGCAUGACGCUGCGGCAACAACGAACGACGCAGACCCCAAAAACCACUGCGCGCAUCGCCAAAGCCACACACGCAUUACUUCCGCAGCAUCACCAUAACCUAAGAAUCAGCGUAUGGCGCGCUUAAAUGAGCCACCCGUUGCGCCUGCGCCGCCGUCAACCGAAGCAUACGACGCGAUCAAGCGGAAGUUUUUGAGGACAAAUCGCGAGUUGGCAAAAAUCAACUCGCAACAGCAGCUUCACAUUCGCCAGCUUGAAAACGACCGCUCACGCCUUGUCGCCGAAAACUGCUCGCUCGCGCAGCAGGUACUGCACCUACAGAACACGCUCGAGGCACAAGCCCACGCGCCUUCGUUCUCUACCAUCGACACGGUCAAGAACCAGCUGGAAGCAAAGAUCCAAGAGCUUGGUGGACUGGUAGCCGAGUUGGGGCAACUGAAUCGGAGAGGAGGCAGCGCACCAUGUCACGUCAAGACCGCGACCAAGAAGACGUCGGAGGAAAAGCAGUGGAGGAGCGCACUCGGUUUGCAGGAGGUCGAGAAUGCCAUGCUGCCUACCAUUGCAGAGUACAAGGCUUACCCGCGCAUGACUAUGAAUGCGGAAGAACUCCAGGACAUACUAGACGCUCCCGAGAGCCAAUCUCCUGAUAUCGGCCCGCCACCAGUAUCGCAUUUUGACAUCCAAGAGCCAAUCGUAUUCAAGAAUAGCGCCGCUAUCGAUGGCCAGCCUGACGUGGCAGUGGACGGUGACGAAGUGGUACUGCCGAUGAAUAUCGAACCCCGACGCAAAAGACGAGAGAGUGGACCAAGGAUUCGGCGAAUGUCGUUGUUUGAGUCGCCUGAGGAAGACCUCGAAGACAAGCCGGAGGAACACCCAGAGGACAAACUCGAAGCCGCGCCCGAAAAAAUCAUUAGAACUGGGGCGAAGCGCAAGUUUAGCGUACAAGAAGAUGACAACAAGAGCCAGCCUCAAGCCGAGUCUUUCCAGUUCAGUCGGCGCGUGACGCCAGCUGCCUCUGAUGACGAGACUACUGACCAAGACCGACCUCUUUCUUUGUCGCGACCGGCCCUUUCGAGCAAACCUGUCAACACCGAUCCCAUGGUUUCCCCCAAGAAACAACGAUCUUCGGCCCCCGAGAAGCCUGAUAAGGUUGAUAAGCCCGAAAAGAAGAAAGCGAGCCGUCCCCGUACAGUUGUUGCUCGCAGCGUCCUUCCAAAUGUUCUCCCACAAGAAAUCGCUGAACCAGUCGCUACCACCGAAAUCCAUCUUGAGUCUUUGCCCCCGAAAACACCCGCUGCGGAACUAACCUUCUCUCCGCCAUCCACCGAGCCUUCCACGUCGCGAACCGAGUCUAAGGACACGCCUCCUCCAGGCGACCUCGGCUCAAUGAGCCAAACGGGUAUCAUUGGCCGCCCGUCACGUCGUGCGCGCCCGCAAGUAAGCUACAAGGAACCAAGCUUGGCUACCAAAAUGCGUCGUCCUAGUAAAGAGUUGGUAGAUGCAGUGAUCGUUGACCAUUCGCGAAGGACGAGUGUGGAGCCUCCACGGUCUGCGCCCAGCUCAGCACACGUCGUCAUCAAGGAAGAACCAGAAGACUCGCCUUGGAGACCUCUAGGGGCCGCAGGUGAUGCAAGGGGAGGCGAUGCGCCAGAGCUGGGGAGUCCGCUCCGACAAAAACUCGAUCGCAAAGAGGGAAUCCAAGAUGUAACGGCCGAACGACCAAAAUUGAACUCCUCGGCUGCCGAACGGGCAAUAGAGAAGCUGAUUGAGCAGACCAAAUCGGAGAAACGAAAGUCGCUCACCUCUGCCGGUGUACCAUUGUCAGCGGACGAUACCAAACCACAUGAAAGGAGCGAACCUAAAUCCAAAGAAACCACUGCUGAAUCGGACAACGACAUGGCCAUUUUCGACUUCAACGAAUCCUCUCCCGCGGCGGGUGCUUCUACAGCAACGAGCGUGAGACCGAAGAUCAGUCUCGCAAGCGCAGCUCGUGAACGUCGGAGACACUCUUCGAUUGCUGCAGUCUCGCCACCCGAUCCCGACGAUCGUAAAUCAGAGCCUAGUGCGAGAGUCGCUAGUUUGCCAUCGGUACACAAGCGGACCGGUAGCGGUUCUGUCAAGACUGGCGCGCCUGCAGCAGGCCUGGCAAAAAGCACAGCGGCGGUACGAUCGUCGAUGAAGGAACGGGAAAAGAGGGCGGGCGAAAAACUACCGAGUGGGAGUGAAGGCCUCAGGGAAAGCCGGGCGGAGAGGGUUGAGCGGGCUGAGAGGAUAGCCAGCAGGAGAAAGAGCAUGAUGGUGUAGGAUUCUUGACUGCAAACCUGCUUUUGCAUAGAUGCUGCCGUGCCUGCGUUGUUCGAAUCUUUUUGGAUGUCGUCUUCUCGUUUUCCCAUAGCGACGGCGUUGCAUGCGUUAUACCUCCUGCACGACAUGAAAUCAAUACCCCGUAGCCCCAGUUAUUAUUCACGUUUGCAUUUUAUUGGAUGGUCUUUAGCGAACCUCUAAGAGAGCUCAAAUGUGGAUGUCUAGGAGCCUUGCACAGCGUUACACCUGCUUACCGAUACAGCCUCUACAACUUCCUUGUGGCUACAGGCAUGCAGUGACGGGGGUACAUCAACCUCAGC
Paraphaeosphaeria sporulosa is the source of this 2708-nucleotide messenger RNA. RefSeq lists its product as uncharacterized. NCBI's taxonomy places the organism in Eukaryota, Fungi, Ascomycota, Dothideomycetes, Pleosporales, Didymosphaeriaceae. The transcript is spliced from 4 exons. Bases 199 to 2388 code for a protein of 729 amino acids. Gene Ontology annotation, biological process: meiotic chromosome segregation. Gene Ontology annotation, cellular component: chromosome, centromeric region; nucleus. The record is from RefSeq and is a predicted model, not a curated record.